AUGGGAUUGUGUAGGCGGUUUUGCUGCUCCAGGGGUCCCCUCCUGGUUCUCUUUCUGGCUUCGGCCGUCCCGCUGGGCGUGAUCUUCUCACUCGAGCGCACCAAGAACACCUCAGAGACCUUUGAGUACCGCAGCCGUGGCUGGAUCCGGGAGUGCGCCAAGUGGGACGCCGAUCGCCACCGCUUCCUCGUCUCCACCUUCUUCGACGGCGGCGUCGCCCAGAUCCCCCUCCCCGGAGGAGCGGCGGCGCCGCCAGACACCACCCUUGAAGAGCAAUCCGCCCUUCAUGACCCCGCCGUCGCCGGCAACGCCUCAGUCGGUAUUCUCGUCGACGCCCCGCGGCGGCGACUGCUGGUCGUUUACUCCGACUUGCUCCGCCACCGAUACUCCGCUCUCGCCGCCUACGAUCUCUCCUCCUGGCGCCGCCUGUUCCUCGCCCAGCUCAGCGGACCCAGUACGCCUUCCUUCCCUCUCUCUCUCUCUCUCGCUCGCUCGCUCUAUACUCACUUUCCCUCUUCUUCCCCGCAAAUUUUGCAGACGACGAGCCCUCCGACGCCGACGACGCCACCUUGGACGGAGAAGGCAACGCCUACGUGACCGACGCCAAGACGAACAAGCUCUGGAAGAUCGGCGCCGGCGGCGAGCUCCUGGGAGAGAUCAGAAGCUCGGUGUUCACCUAGAGCGGGGAUUGGUACCGAAACCAGGUGGGCUUAAACGGGAUCGUCUACCACCCAAAUGGGUACCUCCUGGUAGUACACACCUUUGGGGCCCAGCUCUUCAGAGUCGACCCAUCGACGGCGGGGGUGGAGGUGGUGCAAGUCACCGGUGGAUCGCUGCUUCUGGGGGACGGAUUGGAGCUGCUUUCGCCCACCAGGUUGGUCGUCGCCGGCACCCCUUCCGGGAGGUUUGUGGAGAGCGGCGACGACUGGAGGACGGCGGCCAUCGCUGAGAUCUACAGGGGGCCCAUGCACAGGAUCGCGUCCUCGGUGACGGUCAAGGACGGGAAGGUGUUCCUGAGCCACCUCAUCGGAGGGGGGUUGUCGGCGAGGACUCACUUGAUCACCGAGGCAGUCUUCUCUCCGGUGAAAGGCAAGCAACCUUGA
Messenger RNA from Spirodela intermedia, 1103 nucleotides. The record is from the annotation of a GenBank genome assembly. Lineage: Eukaryota; Viridiplantae; Streptophyta; Magnoliopsida; Alismatales; Araceae.